GAAAGCCGGCUAAACCGUGGCACCUCCCUGCAAAAUACGUAGCUGUAGGUCACUGCUGUCUUUAGCAGCAGUAUUACUGUGCUGCAUGAGCAGCACCAGCUCAAGUUAUUUAGCAGCAGCUGUGGUCCUCCUUAGCUCGGCUCUCUGUUUUAGAAGAUGCUGCCGUUUUCAAGUGCUAAUGGAUGACUGCUUGUAUCUUACUGUAAUGUACUGACACAGAAAGAAUAUAACACGCAGAUUAAGAUGGCGCUACGGUUAUGGUAGAGCAAAACCUUACUUGAAAGCUGUAGAGUUUAAUGAAUUAUUUCUGGUUCUCUCAAAUGGAGUGGCAUAAUGGGGGUUUUCACAAGGUGGUUUGUCAAGUGCUGAUCAGACUCCCUUAAAGGAUUAACUAUUUCUGUCAAGCCUACCCUUCUGUCUUCAAGACCUUAGUUUUCCCAGAUGAAUUUAUACUGAAACAAACUGUGAAGAUCAGAGAAAUAAUCCUUACUGUAAUGUUAAGCAAAAGCAUCCAAGAGUCGUGGUCGUAAAGAAGAAUCAUGAAGGCUGUUCACUGGCACAAGGGUUAGGAAUUCUUGUCUUCUGUAUCAAGCAGAACAGAGGCACAGAAAACAGCAACCUCAAAAACACUGCAAAGAGAUAUUCACGUUCUAGUCUAGGCUUGCAUUGGGUGGAAAAAAGUGUUUACUAUCUCCCUAGUGGUUACAGUAAUAACCUUAAAAUUUAUGGUUGCAACCGUAUUUAGAUGUUAGGAUAGGAUUACUUAAAGCUUGGUAGAAUGUUUGUGGAGUAUAUGCAACUAUUCAGUCUGAUGAAGGAAUACUUGAAGAGUACCACUGAGUUAUCAAACUCUUGAUCAGUUUGGUAAUCAUACGCACCUAUGUUAGGAUUUUGAGGGUGGAUUUUCUUCUCUUUGGCCCCUCAUUGUUUUGUUUGUUUGGGUUUUCUUAAUUCUUAUUACUCUUUUACUUACAGUCUGUUCCCAGGAUUUUUAAUCCCUUAGAUCAAUGAAAAGGUAGAUUAGCUUAGCUAGUGUAUCAGAGGGGGAAAAAAUACAACAAGGCUUAUCUUGUUCAUGAUAGCACUGUUGUUAUGUGAGUGAUACAUAAGAAAUUAUUUAUUUUUAUGUUUCCAGGAAGGAAAUUCUUACCAUUGGCAGGAGGGAGGAAAUAAAAUAUUAUUCAUUGGGCUUUAAUGUUUAAAAUCCUGUUUAAUAGAAAAUGUUGUGCCGUCUCCAUUUUUGGAGGUUUUCUAUACCAGAACAUGGAUUCACAGAAGGAUGUUCAGCCUCCAAAGCAGCAGCCAAUGAUUUACAUCUGUGGAGAAUGUCAUACAGAAAAUGAAAUAAAGGCAAGAGAUCCUAUCAGAUGCAGAGAAUGUGGCUACAGAAUAAUGUACAAGAAGAGGACAAAAAGAUUGGUGGUUUUUGAUGCCCGAUGAUGUCUGCUGAAGAUAUAGUGACUUCAUGAUGCAGUUUAAUCUUUCUAAUAACUUUGCUCUGUAAAUCCAUUCAUGUACAAAUGGACGUUUUUAUUGUGUUUUAAGAGAUUGAAAUAUUAAAGUUUACUGUGAUACUAAA
Molecule: messenger RNA, 1579 nt
Organism: Aquila chrysaetos chrysaetos
Lineage: Eukaryota; Metazoa; Chordata; Aves; Accipitriformes; Accipitridae
Gene: POLR2K
Product: RNA polymerase II, I and III subunit K
Exons: 4
Coding region: 1195-1440 (81 amino acids)
Biological process (GO): DNA-templated transcription
Cellular component (GO): RNA polymerase I complex; RNA polymerase II, core complex; RNA polymerase III complex
Molecular function (GO): zinc ion binding; DNA binding; DNA-directed RNA polymerase activity
Source: RefSeq, a predicted model, not a curated record